Messenger RNA from Cephus cinctus (wheat stem sawfly), 3779 nucleotides. RefSeq lists its product as uncharacterized. Lineage: Eukaryota; Metazoa; Arthropoda; Insecta; Hymenoptera; Cephidae. The record is from RefSeq and is a predicted model, not a curated record. Gene Ontology annotation, cellular component: PRC1 complex. Bases 1324 to 2706 code for a protein of 460 amino acids. Gene Ontology annotation, molecular function: protein binding. The transcript is spliced from 6 exons.
CCCGCUCCCAUUACGACGCGGACUCUCGCGGCAGGUGCACCAACCUAAGUGCCACUCUGCUUACCUGUGUGCCUACCUGCGCCACCCGUUCGGCCUUUCCUCCACGUCGUGUACCGUAGCCGCCGUAGUGCCGUACCAUCCCGCAGGGACGACGGACUGUUCUCUUAUCACGGGCACCUCGUGCGCCCUUCCUUUUUGUACGCUCGCAUACAUAUAUAUGUAUGCAGAUCAUUUUUAAGAAAGAAAUAAAAAAGGAAAAAAAAAAAGAAAGGGGAUACACCAGAUCAAUUUUCAAUGCCGCAAUUCUGUGAGAUUCUUCGUAAUAUCAGAUACGUCGAACUACGUCGAUUAGAGAUUGAUCUUAAGGAUUUCUUUUUUUGACGCUUCGUGCGGGUACGGCCUUUUCGAUGAUCUCGUAAAUCGUAUUGGUUCGCGUUUCGUUACGAGCCUGUGAGCCGAAUUAUCAGUGGUUGUGCGAAUUGUGAGACAUGUGCGAUCUCGGCAAGAUUGAAGAUUAUCCUUGACGAAAGAUAAUCCGGUUACGUGGACGUUUCUUACGUGCUUCUCGGUCGAGUGUCAAGAUCUGUUAUGACAAUUGGUGAUUACGCAAGAACGUGACUGUUGAUCAAGAACUACGUCCCGUUUGACGUAUCGACCUGCGCUCGUUGUCGUGGAUUUUCUGUACCCGCCAAAGUCUCCUGUAAGGACCAAGUUCGAUCUCCUCGAUCGGCCACCUUGUACCUCUUAUCAGGCUACUUGGAUAGUGCCUUGAGGUACGUCGCGACGCCGAUUACUGUACCGACGUCGUAUCGCCAAGAACUGUUCGUGACUCCACGUGCGUCCUCGAUAAGAAUUAUCCUUGAGGCUUUCGUCUCUCUAUACGUGGGUACUUGGGUCACGUAUUUUCUACUGUGGACUUUCUUGCUGCCAGCUGCUGGGGAAUCAUCUGUUGGCUGGACCACGUAUACCAGCGGCCCAAGGGACCAGACUAGGGUGUACUGUGUGCUUUUCAUUUUGGACCGAUCUUGUCCUGGUCCGGUAUCAUACUCGGUGGUAACCUUUGACAUAUGGAGGGUUAGCGUGUUUGACGUUUAGUGAGGAUCUUUUUGACGCUGUUUUUAAUCGUGCGAAAUCAUCUGAAAAAGACACGUCAAUCGAGCCGGGACAUUGCUUAGAUAAGGGAAUCGGUAAACGAGCGAUUUUUACGCUCGUUUCAACUUUUUCACGUGACUAUUACGAGACUCAAUAUCACGCAAGCUGGACAUUUUGACUACGACGUCCGCACCACCGGAGUGGAGAUGUCCACCGCGGGUCGCUGAGAGAAUGAGGGAGCUGGACACCGAGAGCCCCGUCGUCUGGCCAGCUUGGUGUUAUACUGGUGAGGUGUCGGGCGAAACCGUGUCAGCAGGGACGGGACCGCGUGGCGUCGGCGUCAGCGUCGGCGGCGGCGUCGCCGGUGCUGGGGAUCGUGCCGAUACUACGGAUCUGGGCACUCGUACCGAUAAUAACGACGGUGACACCCUGGCCGCUAACACAGCUAUCGACGCCAGGGGCGGCAGCCCCCAGGGCGCGCAUUUAUCAGGCGCCGCGACCCCACGACCUCCCAGAAGUCGCAGGAGACAGAAUCAGAACGGGCUCGAUAUUACUCAGGUGAAGACGGAACGACUUACACCGGACAAUAAUUCGACGUCGUCCAGGAGCGUGACGCCCUCGUCCUCAAGUCACCCUGGCACCCCACCUAACAGUACAGCCCUGGGUGGUGCUGAAGGUCCACCGCCACCCCAUCAUCUCAAACAUAUGGAACAGAUGAUGGGACGGAAUUACAGUGACUUCAUGAGGAGUCUGGCUGCCAAGUAUAAUAACGCCAAUCCAAACGACAGUCCGCGAAACGGAUUCCCACCGGGUUUGGAUCCGAGGUUUCCGGCAUUCAAAACUGCCGCCACGCCGUUCGUGGGUCUUAUGGCGCCACUUGGCGCACCCCAACCGCCAAGCGUCCCGACGACCUCGCCGUUGUCCAACAAAGACCCCAAGGAACAGAAGCAAGAGAGUCUCUUCGGGAAUCCCGUCUUUCCUCCCAUGCUGGACAUGUCCUCGACGCAGGCUCUGCUGCACAUGGUGCGAACAGCCAACGCGGCCCAAAAUGCAGCCGAGUUGGAGACCUACCUUAAAGGUGCCAACAAACGGGACACUGGCGUGACCAGUCCUCUGGAUCUGUCCAGUCCAGGUGGAUUCGCACCGCGUAAGAGACCAAGAACGGAGCUGAGGAGGCCCGGAAGCGUCUCUCCAAAACCAAAACCAGUACCCAGGCCAAGUACACCGCCGCCCAUAAGGUGUCCGUCCCUAUGCGGUCACAUGCCAUGCGGGGAUGGACAGGCAGUUAAUCGAUGGACGAUCGAGGAAGUAGUGAAUUACGUAUCGUCGAUCGACAUCUGUGCGGAGUACGCCCAGAACUUUCGCGAGCAUCGUAUAGAUGGUGCUGCGCUACCCUUACUCUCGGAAGAUCAUCUAACUGGUCCAAUUGGUAUGAAGCUGGGCCCGGCAUUGAAGCUUCGCGCACUUCUGGCGAGAAAACUCGGCGCGUGCACGGUGUGUCUUCACUGUGCGCAUUGUCAUCAGACGCCGUUGCCGGCGCUGAGCGCCGUGGCGGCUGCUGCUGCCGUCGCGACGCAGCCGUCUGGUCGUCGUCCGAGCAGUACCGGAAACUGACAAAUACUGGCGGAGACUCCGGGGCCUGAUAUCGACCUCAACAAGGCCCUCAGGAUAGAACGUCGCGUGCAACGACCUGUACGCAAACCGGAAGUCGUCUUCAAGAAACCGAUAAAGCAAUGACAGUCGGCUAUCUUGCUCAAGAUCAAAUCCGGAAACUGCGUUAAAGCAGAAAAGUCCUUUGGUAGAAUAUCGUUGUGUGUUAUUUUUAUAUUCUGACGUAAUACCAAGGCUGGAGACUCCGCCGUCUUAUAGUACCUAAUGCUUCUAUGCCGCAGGGCGACCUUUCGUUCGCUACGCCUUUUAACAUCCUCGACUUCAUAUUCUCAGCCUUAUCCGCGUGACCUCUGAUAUCGACCUCUACUCCUACGAAAUGGGAAUAGUACGUGUCUUGGAAUCGUGCCUGAAAUCAAUAAUUAAGAGACCAUUGGUAUUUCUGGUCAACCGCUCUGUACUUAAAGGAAAAUGCUAUAGAGAGCUAUCGCAUUGAGGAUGUAAAAUUUUUAUGAUACGAGGACAUGGGAAAGUGCAGAAAACUGAUGGUUGAUUAUAAAAAAAAAGGAACCGUCAUAUUGCAGGAUAUUUUUGAAAAUUUUAGAAAAUUCAAAACAAUUGAAUUCCGAUAUAUUCUUUCGUUCAGCGUCUUCCAUGUAAUCGGUUAAAAUUAUAUAUUUAUGACUGAUCGCCUAUACUAUUUACUGAUAAUAGCGGUGCGAACGCUUUGCGAUUUUGAAAUAUAGGAAAGCGAAUUUAAAACGCGCAUAUAAGCGAGUGUUAAUUCAAAAGACGAAAAAGUUAGGAGUCUAUGGAAAAAAUAAUAAAAUGCGUGGCGAUUCGAGCGUCACUCUUGGUUACCUGAUAAGACGUAAUCGACCUGAUCGAAGAGGUCGAGAACGUCAUCGAAUGAGAAUGGAAUGAGAUUUACCCUAAUUAGCGGCAAACAAUGUGCAAUAACAAUAACAAACAUUUCGAUUAUAUCUUUAACUGUAGGUUGAAUACGUAUUUGCUCAAAUCGUUGUUUCUUUUUUUUUAUAUAUAUAUAUAUAUAUUUUAACGAAGUUUUUAUAUGAAUG